UUUCCCAUCAUUUAUAAAAUUUUAAAGUUUUAUUCCAGUCUUUGGGGGCGUUUGAGAAAUUCUUCUCAGGGUAUCGGGGGGCUUUUGAUAAAUAAGUAACUCUCUACACGGUGAUGGUCUUCUCAGAUUCAAAAUUUCUUCAAGUCAGCCUCUUUAUUUUUAUUUUUUUCUUUUCUAAACGGGAAUAUCUAGUAACUAAUUUGCUGGCAUAAGUGAGUGUGGACAUGCUUCUGCUUAAGAAGAUGGCUGGGAAGACUAUUGAUGCAGACAGAGGACAGUGAUUUUAAAAAAAGCCCAGUAGAGAGGGAUCGCAAGUAGCAGGUGGUAGAUACAUAUUGAGGCUGUUUAGGUGAUUAUGGAGUGCAAUAAAGAUGAGGCACUCAGAGCUAAGGAGAUCGCUGAGAGGAAGUUUACUGAAAGAAACUAUGCUGGUGCCAAGAAGUUUGCAUUGAAGGCUCAAAAUUUAUAUCCUGGGCUUGAGGGUAUACCCCAAAUGCUGAUGACGCUUGAUGUGUACAUCUCUGCAGAGAAUAAAAUUAAUGGGGAAGUGGAUUGGUAUGGCAUACUUAGCGUGAAUCCCUUGGCUGAUGAUGAUACAAUUAGGAAACAAUACAGAAAGUUAGCUCUAACGCUUCAUCCUGAUAAAAACAAGUCACUUGGUGCAGAGGGUGCUUUUAAGUUGGUUUCGGAGGCAUGGACUUUGUUAUCAGACAAGUCUAAGAGGCUAGCAUAUAAUCAACUGAGGAAUGUGAAAGGAUUUCAACAGAAAUUUCCAACACAGACUGGAGGUACAUCUGCACCACCAUCUGCAAAUGGAUUUCAGAACUUCACAAGUACUGUAACUUCCAAUGCUAGUACUCAACGCAGUAACUCUCGAACAAAUUCUUCCCCGUUACCUAAGAAAGCUGAUACUUUCUGGACUGUUUGCAACAAGUGCAAGACACAUUAUGAGUAUCUCCGGAUUUAUUUGAAUCACACUCUCCUCUGCCCAAAUUGUCAUGAGGCCUUUGUGGCUUUAGAGAAGGCUCCGCCCCCCAAUGUUUUCAAGUCAUCAAAUUGGUCUCGGCAACAGCAUCAGAGUUCAAGACAUCAUUCUGGUAGUAAUAACCCAUAUAAUUCUGGAAGAAGCUUUGUGGGUGCUCAAAAUUCAGAACCUGGUGUUUCCUCGCGUCAGAAUUCAUUCAAUAACACAAACUUCCAGUGGGGUGCAUUCUCGAGGACAGCUGGUUCUGGUAGCACAGUGGCAUCAGCUUCAGCUGCUGCUCAAGCUGCAAAUGUGGUUCAGCAGGCAAGUGAGAAGGUGAAGAGAGAGCGAGAGGAUGGACAGUCUCUCGCUGAGUGGGAGAGGAAUCGUCUUUCUAGGGGGAUGGGUAAUCCUUCUUUUAAAGACAAGUCCUUGAAGAAGAGAAAAUUGGAUGACAAUAAUUUGAAUAGUUAUGGAGGCUUCAUGGCUAAUAAUAUGACCAUUGGAAAUGGAAGAGCUGGUGUGCAAGGUGUGUCCGAAAUAAGAAAAGGGAAUGCUGAAAUAGAUAAAAUCUUUGGUUGCUCUGGUACUUACAUUAAGCCCAAUGCCACAAGAGAGCUGUCAUAUAUUGAAAUACGGAAUAUGCUGAUUGAGAAGGCAAGGACUGAUAUUCAAAAGAUGCUCGAGGUAUGGCGCUCAAGGACUGAAUUAGAUACCAAAAGGAGAGAGAGUGUGAAGGAGAAAAGUAAAGUAAAUAAAAAACAGAGCAUGGUGAAUGGUGACACCCGCACUCAGAGAUAUGGGCGAAAGAAGUCAGUCGCUGGUGCUUCUUCUGGUGAUACAGAAAAAGGUGCCACAGCACCAAUGUCAAUUAAUGUCCCUGAUCCUGAUUUUCAUAAUUUUGAUGUAGACAGAACUGAAAGUUCCUUUGGUGAGGACCAAGUCUGGGCUGCAUAUGAUGAUGAUGAUGGGAUGCCUCGAUUUUAUGCUCGCAUUCAUAAAGUGAUCUCUUUGAGGCCAUUUAAGAUGCGGAUCAGCUGGCUAAACUCCAGAACCAACAGUGAAUUGGGACCCAUUGACUGGAUAGGUUCAGGCUUUACCAAAACCUGUGGGGAAUUUAGAACUGGCAGACAUGAAAUGUCUCGGACAUUAAACUCUUUCUCACACAAGGUUAGUUGGACAAAAGGAACACGUGGUGUGGUUCAGAUAUAUCCCAAGAAAGGGGAAGUUUGGGCCAUUUAUAAAAAUUGGUCUCCCGAGUGGAAUGAGCAUACCUCUGAGGAAGUGAGACACAAAUAUGAGAUGGUGGAAGUGCUCGAUGAUUUUAGCGAGGAGGAAGGUGUUUCUGUUGCUCUUCUAAUCAAGGUUGCUGGCUUCAAAACAGUGUUUGAAAAGAACAUGGAUUCCCAAAAGGUGAGGAGAAUUCCUAAAGAAGAGAUGUUUCAGUUCUCGCAUCAGGUCCCUAAUUGCUUGCUAACAGGCCAAGAAGCUCAUAAUGCUCCGAAGGGGUGCCACGAGUUAGAUCCAGCAGCCACACCUUUGGAGCUCUUGCAGGUGAUAACAGAAGCUCACGAAGCACCAGCUGUGGAGAAUGGCAUAAAAGAGGAUGAAAAGGUGCUUAAGGGUGUCCAGAAAGGAGAAGUUAAUGAGGCCAGUGAAGCUGUUUCCAAAACCAAGGAAGCAGAGGUUACAUUGAACAGCGAACACAUCAAGGAUGAUAGAGAAUGUUGCAUAACAAGGUAGCUAGCAAAGUUGAUAUGGUCAUUGAUGCAAAGAAACCAGGAAUUUAGGAUAUGGAGAUGAAGAUAGAGAAAAUUUAAAGUGCACUUACAUUUUGUUGAGCCUGACCAAAAUGUACAUAAUGCUUAUUUUGUGCCGAAAUCAUUUAGAAAGUGAUUCAAAAGAUUUUUGGGGUUAUAUGUCUCUACAUUACGUUGGAAUGAUUUUGAAGUGUUGUGUUAACUUCUGUAUAAGAAAUUCAUGUGUACGGUCAAUAGUCAUACUACUGACGGGUAAUAGUUUUUGGUGGUGGUUGUUUUGAGGUAAAAUUGAAAUGGCUGUUUACUUGGA
Messenger RNA from Ziziphus jujuba (common jujube), 3034 nucleotides. RefSeq lists its product as uncharacterized. The record is from RefSeq and is a predicted model, not a curated record. NCBI's taxonomy places the organism in Eukaryota, Viridiplantae, Streptophyta, Magnoliopsida, Rosales, Rhamnaceae. Bases 356 to 2707 code for a protein of 783 amino acids. The transcript has 3 exons.